AUGGCAUCGUCGAGACGACUUCAAAAGGAACUGUCUGAUCUGAAGUCUUGCGGUGUGAAAGCCUAUGAAAGCGUUGAGUACAACGAGUCCAAUCUUCUUCAUUGGACCGUUCUUCUUGUACCUGACAAGGAACCGUACAACAAGGGAGCCUUCAAAGUGAACAUCGAUUUUCCCGCUGAUUACCCUUUCAAACCGCCAAAGAUCACUCUUGCCACGAAGAUUUACCAUCCCAUAUCGACGAUAAGGGACAAGUUUGUCUCCCUAUCGUGGACCCGAACAAUUGGAAGCCGGCAACACGAACAGAACAAGAUGAUGGCUCUACUAGCUCUAAUUCAAGAACCCGAACCUGACCAUCCACUUCGGGCCGACCUAGCCGAAGAAUUCAGCAAAGAUCGUAAGAAAUUCAACAAAACUGCUGAGGAGUUCACAAAGAAACACGCUGAGAAACAACCCGAUAGAUCGUUUGGACUACCGUCAUUCCGGUUGUUUCCACCUGCCUUGAUUUGA
Messenger RNA from Ostertagia ostertagi, 507 nucleotides. The record is from the annotation of a GenBank genome assembly. Lineage: Eukaryota; Metazoa; Nematoda; Chromadorea; Rhabditida; Trichostrongylidae.